UCCCCUCCACCGCGACCACAACAAAUCCGGCAUGGCGGAGGCCUGCGCAACCACGGUCUCGAUCCCCUCAACCGCGACCGCAACAAAUCCGGCAUGGGGAGGAAGGGGUGCGCGCUGUAGUCGCUGGAUUUGGGAAACCUCUCGACAACGCAACCCCGGCCUUCCCCCACACCCCUGAACCGAUCCCUCGACUUGGCGUUGACUCGCAUUUCGUCCGCCGCCGUCAGUCAUCGCUCGCUCGCCCCAGCGGCCGGAGCUGGAGGUCCGCUACGUGUGCAAAUCCACAACUUGGAGUGGCGCCGCUGGUCUUCCUGGCUCCGCUGCUCUCCCACCAACGGCUGCCCUCCCGGCAACUCUCCCAUCCUGGCAUGGCUCGACUUUCCCAGGUGCUAGCACUUACCUCAUAUCUCUAAUCCCGUGGAUGGCAGCAGCGGCGAUGAACGAACAGGGGGCCUGCGAACUGAUUGAUUUCUAUUAUAUGCAAACGGAUUAUACAGAGAGGUGUCGGGGAGUAGUUCCUGGAAGCGCUGGUGAUGUGCUGGACGAUGACCCUGUUGGGGAGCUCAAGGUGUUUAUCUACGAUCUCCCCGGAAAGUACAACAAGAAGCUGCUGAAGAAAGACCCUAGGUGCCUGAACCACAUGUUCGCCACGGAGAUCUUCAUGCACCGGUUCCUGCUGUCGAGCGCGGUGCGAACUUCCAUCCUAGAGGAGGCUGAUAGGUUCUACACGCCUGUGUACCCGACCUGUGAUCUGACACCAUCGGGUCUCCCGUUGCCAUUCAAGUCUCUGUGAAUGAUGCGCAGCGCCAGCGAGCUGAUCGCGAUGA
Molecule: messenger RNA, 827 nt
Organism: Lolium rigidum
Lineage: Eukaryota; Viridiplantae; Streptophyta; Magnoliopsida; Poales; Poaceae
Product: probable glucuronosyltransferase Os01g0926700
Exons: 3
Coding region: 422-793 (123 amino acids)
Source: RefSeq, a predicted model, not a curated record